AACCCUGUGCUUCCAUCGACCCUGGUCUGGCGUAGGCACCGGACUGAUGAUCAUUAUGAAGCCACACCAAUGACACCACAGAGCAUCUUUGGUUCGCUUAGGCUUGCCCUGAGUUGCAAAAUAUUUUUUUUUGCGAUGCGGCUGAGAAGUUGGCGGAAAACGUGUUUACAGUAUUCGGUCCAUGUCGACCCUCCACUACCCUCAUUAUCCUCAUUACUCGCAAGACCGACAUUCAAGAUCGGACUCGCGUUGGAUUGGGCCCGUGGUGGUUUUA
Rasamsonia emersonii CBS 393.64 is the source of this 274-nucleotide messenger RNA. RefSeq lists its product as uncharacterized. The record is from RefSeq and is a predicted model, not a curated record. The transcript has a single exon. NCBI's taxonomy places the organism in Eukaryota, Fungi, Ascomycota, Eurotiomycetes, Eurotiales, Trichocomaceae. The annotation marks the transcript as partial.